UCUUUCUGUUACUAUUUUCUGUUCUUACGAAUUUUAAAUGAAGGAUUAUUAUUAUAUGGUUUACUAUCUCCGACAACGCUGCCCAUUGCUUUCCGAUAGUCGUAGAUGACAAAUAUUUAUAAUUUUCUUCGUUCUAUCUGAUGCAGAAUAUAAUGUACAUAGCCACGUACGCUGCAGCCAAUACACAGUAUUGUCAAUCGAAGAAAUUAUAUUAUAUCUCCAACGGAGACCCAAGCUGGGACCCGGCGGUAUUGAUUAACGAUAUAAGGCUCGAUUUCCAGCUAACGCAAUAUAUAGCCGCAACAAAAAAGCACGUUCCCGUGGCAGAGGACCCUCCGAAAGUAGCGACGGUACAGAACGGCGUUAGAGAGGUGGAGGCCCAAUCGAGGGGCGAAAGAAGUAUGCGGAAAAGAUACGUCAUCGAAGACGAUUUCUAUAAACUAGACCGUGAUGCUAUUCCACUGAAAAUCGAAGCAGAAAACGAUAAAACAAAACUUCUUGACGGAAAAGAAGUACGAAAGCAGACGCCAUUAUCAUUCCAAGACAGAUCAAGCUCAAAUGGAAGACUUCGAUCUGUUGAAAGACUUUAAUCCCGUCCAAGAUGAAGCGAUCCUUUCAGAUCUUUCAGCGUCAAGGCCCAUUGCACCUGCUCCUCGACCCCCAAAGGUCAAGAACGACCCUACCUCCCGACGUAGGACUAUUCCUCUGCCUCUGGGAGUUCUUCAUGCG
This is a messenger RNA of Bemisia tabaci, 729 nucleotides long. The record is from RefSeq and is a predicted model, not a curated record. NCBI's taxonomy places the organism in Eukaryota, Metazoa, Arthropoda, Insecta, Hemiptera, Aleyrodidae.